Molecule: messenger RNA, 1479 nt
Organism: Cordyceps militaris CM01
Lineage: Eukaryota; Fungi; Ascomycota; Sordariomycetes; Hypocreales; Cordycipitaceae
Product: transcriptional activator (PtaC), putative
Exons: 5
Coding region: 1-1479 (492 amino acids)
Source: RefSeq, a predicted model, not a curated record
AUGCCCUCAUUAUCGUCGAUUAGCGUUAAUACCUCCCAGCUGCCGAAUCAGAGAGAGCGAGAGCGAGUGGUGCUGUCAUCCCGCCGCGCCGUUGCCGCCGCCGCCGCCAGCCCAGGUGCCCAGCCAGCCACGGGCCUGCUGCUGCUGCUGCUGCCGCCCCUCGAAACCCAGCCCAUCCCUAAAUUUGUGGCCUGGGCUUUUGGUUUCCCGAAUCGCUUCAUCGCAACCCCGUCCGGCCGGGCUGGACUCAUCAAGGCUCGCGACGAAGCCGGCAGCAUGGAGAAACUGCCAUCCCCUCUCUCUCUCCCCUUACCCUGGUCUGGCUUGUCCUCGCCUGUCCUCCGCCGUCAUGGGCGAGCUGUUCGCGCGCCGCUGACGGCUGCCUACCACGAAUUGCGCCUCACUCCCCCCUGGAUUCGCCUUUCCGCACAUUCCGUCCUCGACGACAUAUUACACAAUGUCAUCUCCGACAUCCUCACCAAGGUCCAUCGCGAGGAGAAGCAGGCCAAGGCCACAUCCGCCGCCAUCCGUGUCGAGAAGAUGGCCUCGGACGCCUCCGAGAGCUCGACCCCCGAUUCGAAACCCGACGGCCGCGUCGAGACCGACGCCGCAAUCUACGAGGACGGCCGGGUCACCCUCAAAGGCAACCCGCUCCAGACCACGCCCGACAUCCUCUGCCCCAAGUGCCAUCUUCCGCGUCUGCUCGCGCCCACUGACGGCAAAGGCGCCGUCAAACCCGAUCCCACCAUCAUCUACUGCAAGCGCCACCCCUACAUUGACAAGCCCGGUUGUGACAUUUACGGCCAGUCCUGGGUCGCCCCAGGGCCCGGUCGCGGCAAGAAGAAGAAGGACAUGGAGAAGCCCGACCCGGCUGAUAAGCCCGCCAACGUGCUGUCCUUUCCUUCGGCCACCUGCAGCAAGUGCAAGCGCUGCAUCCUCGUCACCCGUCUCAACAACCACAUGGGCUCCUGCAUCGGCAACAGCGGUCGCAACGCUAGCCGUGCCGCCGCGCAAAAGAUGAAUGGUAACGGCUCCCAACACGACAGCACACCACCCUCGUCACAAAAGGCGACGCCGGGGCCGGGAUCGCGCGCCUCGAGCCCUAGGAAACGCGACGUCGCAAUCAGCGAAGACGACGAUGACGACGACGAUGAUUCCGACGCGAGCCCCAAGAAGAAGAAGGUCAAGUCGGUGACCGCCGCGGCAGCUGGCGUUACCAAAAAGGUCAUACUCAAGACGAAACCCAACAUGAAGCCGGAUAAAGCUCGCGUCUCCUCGCAUCUUAAACAGGAGCACAAGUUCGAUGAAAGCGACUCGGCGCACGACAAGACCCCGACAAAGGCGCUGAAUAAACACACGAGUCCUCUAAAAAAGGUCAAAGUCCAGAAACCCACGAGCUCCCCGCUGUCCCGCAACGGCAGGGACAUUGACAUGAGGUCAGAGUCCUCGGAUGCAAUGUCCUCGCCGCCUGGCCGAUAA